Drosophila takahashii is the source of this 1498-nucleotide messenger RNA. Its product is annotated as Phosphocholine cytidylyltransferase 2. Gene Ontology annotation, biological process: CDP-choline pathway. Gene Ontology annotation, molecular function: phosphatidylcholine binding; choline-phosphate cytidylyltransferase activity. NCBI's taxonomy places the organism in Eukaryota, Metazoa, Arthropoda, Insecta, Diptera, Drosophilidae. The record is from RefSeq and is a predicted model, not a curated record.
UGAUCGCCGCUAGUGCGCAGUUGGCGGACAUCUCUCAGAGUCUCAGAUUCAGAGACUCAGAACUCGACAAUCCUCGACAGAGUAGACUGGUGUGUUCUAUGCCGGCUCCGUCUCAAUUUAUACAAUCAGUCGUCCGGCUGAAAGCCCCUCGAGCGGACCACUUCUGUGUUGUACUUAGAGCUAAUAUAUUUUCUGUGUAAGAAAUGGACAAAAUGCCCGAAGAGGAGGAGGCAUCACCGGUGUCCACGGCUCCGGCCACGCCCACAUCGCCGCUGGAGUUCAAGAUGUUGCCGCUUUUCAUGGAUUUCGAGGAUUUUAACAUUUGCCAGCCAGCUCCUUUCUCCUACGAUGACAAGGCCAUGUUGGAACUGGAGCGGUGUGAUUAUACACAGAGGAUCACCUAUCAGAUGGCCAGAGCCGGCAAGACCAAUCGUCGGGUGCGGGUCUAUUCCGAUGGCAUCUACGAUCUGUUCCACCAGGGUCACGCCCGCCAGCUAAUGCAGGCCAAGAACAUAUUUCCCAAUGUCUAUCUCAUCGUGGGCGUGUGCAAUGAUGAGCUGACCCUCCGGAUGAAGGGACGCACCGUGAUGAAUGGAUUCGAGCGGUACGAGGCGGUGCGCCACUGUCGCUAUGUGGAUGAGAUCGUCCCCAAUGCUCCUUGGUCAAUAAACGAGGAGUACCUCAAUGAGCACAAGAUCGACUUUGUGGCCCACGAUGACUUGCCCUAUGGAGCUGGCGGCCUCGACGACAUCUAUGCUCCUUUCAAGGCCAAGGGAAUGUUUGUGGUCACCGAGAGAACCGAGGGUGUGUCCACCUCGGAUAUAGUGGCCAGGAUUGUCAAGGAUUACGAUGUGUAUGUGCGCCGGAAUCUGGCCAGAGGUUACUCGGCCAAGGAGCUGAAUGUGUCGUUUCUCUCCGAGAAGAAAUUCCGCUUGCAGAACAAGAUGGACGAGCUGAAGACACGGGGAAAGCGGGAGCUGACCAAGGUGAAGGUGGACAUCAUUACCAAGUGGGAGGAGAAGUCGCGCGAGUUCAUCGAUGCCUUCCUGCUGCUGUUUGGAAAGGAACGACUGAACAGCUUGUGGAACGAGUCCAAGGGCAGGCUCAUUCAGGCUCUAAGUCCGCCGGGCAGUCCGAAUGGCUCUAUCAACGGCGAUGAUACAACAGAUGGAGAAGCAGGUUCCGAGGAUGAGUACAUGGAGCUGCCGCCGGAUUAUGGAGCGGGAACGGGGGCUUCACUCAACAGAAAACCAAGGCGACGCGUUCAAACGAACCCUUCUCCAAGUGCCAACAACGAGGUGGAAGCUGAAGAUCUCGAGUACGAGCGACGCAGCGACUGACGACCUUUAAAUUCCCAUCAUCACUCUUUCUAUCCUUUCAAAUGUAAAUUAAUUUGUUUGUAAUUCAAUAAUACUUCCAUUUGGGGCUACAGCUAGCGAAAGAACCAACAAUCAGGGGUCAAUUGAAUGUCAAUCAACACCAGUUUAAAAUAGAUUCU